Molecule: messenger RNA, 4346 nt
Organism: Hippocampus comes (tiger tail seahorse)
Lineage: Eukaryota; Metazoa; Chordata; Actinopteri; Syngnathiformes; Syngnathidae
Product: ER degradation-enhancing alpha-mannosidase-like protein 3
Exons: 20
Coding region: 599-3022 (807 amino acids)
Biological process (GO): carbohydrate metabolic process; endoplasmic reticulum mannose trimming; mannose trimming involved in glycoprotein ERAD pathway
Cellular component (GO): endoplasmic reticulum; membrane
Molecular function (GO): mannosyl-oligosaccharide 1,2-alpha-mannosidase activity; calcium ion binding
Source: RefSeq, a predicted model, not a curated record
UGAGCGUGUGUGACGUCAGCAACACUACAAACUGCUCACGGCGUUCCCUCUAUAGCAGAGGACUGCCUCCUGGAUGCCUUUUGACAGUUCGCAGCUGGACGUCAGGGGGACAGUAUGGCCGGGGUAUUUCCUGGCGACGUGUCCCCGGCCGUUCGCCUGUAGGACACAUACUUUAUUUUACUGCGAUCCGCGUAUUAUUUUGACGCUCUACUUCCUCAUGCUACGGCUAGCUUCCACGCUAGCAUUGCUUACGGACGGAGGAUGCUACUUGUUAGCUGGCUAGCAAUGGACAUACGUGGCUUGUGAAUGUUAGCCUUUUUGCCAAAAUCAUUUUUUUAAAUCGACGCUUUCAUCAUGAAUUUAUAUCCAUAUGUCCAGUAUUUUUCGCUUGUGGUUUUGUGGGCAAAUGUGUCGGGUGUCAAGUUAGGUUACAUCGCUUCCUUUGUUUAUAUAGCGGCCAUCUGAACAACCCCAGUUCAGGUGUUGUGACCUCAACAUGACUGGAUCCAGCUCACACGUCUUUAUGGAAAUACGGAGGAGGGAGAAAACCUACAUCCACUGAUGUGAUAGCCGCAGGUGUCCAGCUAAAUUAACGAAAAUGUGUUGGCUUCAAAUAUUCUUGAUCGUCGGUCUUGUUGACUGGGUAAAAUGUCAAGAAAUCCAACACAUGACAACAGAGGAGAAGAACACAAUCAGGGAUCGGAUUGUUGAGAUGUUUGAUCAUGCUUAUGGCAGUUACAUGAAAUAUGCCUAUCCGGCCGAUGAGCUGAUGCCUCUCAGCUGCAAGGGGCGUGUACGAGGCCAGGAGCCUAACCGAGGUGACAUCGACGAGUCCUUGGGGAAAUUUUCACUUACACUGAUCGACACACUCGAUACCCUGGUGGUGUUGAACAAGUUGGAUGAGUUUGAAGAUGGUGUUCGGAAAGCGGUGCGGGAUGUACGUCUGGACAGUGACGUGGUGGUAUCAGUGUUUGAGACCAACAUCAGAGUUUUGGGGGGGCUUCUCGGGGCCCACGUGAUGGCUGACCUGCUCCGUCAGCGUGGAGGGAGGAUGCAGUGGUAUGAAGAUGAGCUCCUCAACAUGGCUACGGAGCUUGGCCAUAGGUUACUGCCUGCCUUCAACACCUCAAGUGGCCUUCCUUACCCCAAGGUGAACUUGCGUUACGGAGUGCAGAACCCGCUUUCGCGCACAGGCGCCGAGUCGGACACGUGCACAGCUUGUGCGGGAACAAUGAUCCUGGAGUUUGCGGCCCUGAGCAGAUUAUCAGGAGAGUCUGUCUUUGAGGAACAUGCCCGGAGAGCUUUGGAUGUCCUUUGGGAGAGGCGACAGAAAGGAAGCGACCUGGUGGGGACUGUCAUCAACAUCCAUAACGGCGAAUGGGUCAGACGCGACAGCGGCGUCGGUGCUGGCAUUGACUCGUACUACGAAUACUUAAUGAAGGCCUACAUUCUUCUGGGAGACGACGUCUUUUUGGAAAGGUUUAACGUUCACUACAGUGCCAUUAUGAAGUACAUCAGUCAGCCUCCCCUGCUGCUUAACGUGCACAUGCACAACCCGACCGUGAGCGCGCGGAGCUGGAUGGACUCGCUGCUGGCGUUUUUCCCCGGCUUACAGGUCUUGAGAGGAGAUCUGAAACCAGCCAUUGAAACCCACGAGAUGCUGUACCAAGUCACAAAACAGCACAAGUUUCUUCCAGAGGCUUUUACCACAGAAUUCCGAGUUCACUGGGGCCAACACCUCCUGAGACCAGAAUUUGCAGAAAGCACCUACUACCUCUACCAGGCCACCGGCGAUCCCUACUACCUCAGAGUGGGUCAGUCCAUCGUGGAAAAACUCAACGCUUAUGCCAGAGUGCCUUGUGGGUUUGCUGCUGUGCAAGAUGUCCGCACGGGCACGCACGAAGACAGGAUGGACUCAUUCUUUCUGGCCGAGAUGUUCAAAUACUUGUACCUGCUGUUCACGGAGAAGACGCAGCUGCCCAUCAGUAUUGACGAUUACAUCUUCACCACGGAGGCCCACCUUCUGCCCGUGUCUCUAUCCACCACGCAGCCAUCUUGUCAAGGCAACAAAACAGAAACUCAUGCUGUGGCCCACAAAGAGGAUCUGUUCACGCGCACCUGCCCGAGCACGGAUACGUUGUUCCCGAACAACCCUUCAUUUGCCAAAAGUAUCCGGGACAGCUACAAGUACCUGACGGGUGUGGGACGAGCUUUCCACCCCUCACCUAUCAGAGAAAUUGAGUUACCUCUUCAUGAUAAUGGCAUCGAACCAGUGGAGUUCCUAAAAAGCAUGGGCAUUUCUCUCACUCCACUAAAUGAGUUCAGCACGGGAGACACCAGAAGGGAGCACAAAGGCGCGUGCCGGAUGAAACUUGUGGCGGAGGUGAGACAAACGCUGGAUGAGGAGGAAGUGGUGCCUCAUGCGGUGCAGCUUAUCUCCCCUCCCUUUCUGGGGAGGACCGUGCUCAUGGCAGGCCCUGCCAAGUUUGGAAUGGACCUGACCAAGCGAGAACAUGGCGUGAAGGGCAGCAUAGCGAAGGCGUCCCCUUACACAGCCUGCAGGCCACUCGAAAAUCCAGCUGAGCUGAAAGGCCACGUCGCCUUGGCGCUACGCGGCGACUGCAUGUUCGCGGCAAAAGCACGCUGGCUGCAGGAGGCGGGCGCCAUAGGAGUCAUCUUCAUCGACCACCAGGAGGGAAGCAAUAGCGAGGAAACGCCGCUCUUCCAAAUGGUCGGCGACGGCGACUCCACCGACGACAUCGCCUUGCCGUUGGUCUUCCUGUUCAGCCGCGAAGGCGCCAUCCUCGCCGCCGCCCUGGAGGAACAUCGCAACGUAGACGUACUGCUGCUCCCUAAAGAGAGGCAGCUGGGACACGGUAAGACAGACCAACCAGUUCUUAACAUUAAACUGAGACUUUCUGAGGAGGAAGAGGUGGAGGAAGAAGAAGAAGAAGAGGAGGAGGAGGAAUCGAGUGGGCCCACUGUGAAGGUGCUUCUUGAUGAAAGUGAAGAUCUCAAAUGAAAUGAAACCACAUGAGCUGCAUACAUUUGCACAUUUAGCGUGUGGAAAUGAGCCUUGCACGUUUUGUGUGUGUGUGUGUGUGUAAAAAAAAACACAAAACGGCGACCCGUAGAGCUUCAGAGCCUCUCUGAGAUCAUACGGCCACGCGCUCACAAUGACAGUGAAAAUGGAGCUUUAAUCCUCCGCGUUGCGGUGAGACAAAAAGUAGGUCAUUCCGGGCCAAAGAUGUUCCCAUAGUUUAUUAUUCCGGGCUGCUGCUGCUGCCUGAUUGAACCUCAUGUGUGGCUCUUGGUUGCUACCGACGACUGACUCUGGACUUAAUACCUUAACCUCACCUUCCGGGAAUGGUUCACGUAAGGUAGAAAAAGAUGUUUUUAAGCAAUGUUUUUAAAUCUAGAUUUUGCACUUUUUUUUUCUCAAGUGUUAAUUAUAAGGAAUUGUAGCUGGGAUAUAUAUUUUGUUUCAAUAAGUGAUCAUUUGAGCUUGUAAGCAGCUUCAGGGAAUUUGAAGUAUAUUUUCUGUGGUUGAGAAUGUGUGUGUGUUGGUCUAUUUUCACGACAAUACACAAGAUUCCUGUCUCAACAUCCCGUUACGACAACGUCUCCACGACUUCGUCCUAAGUCACAUUCCAAGGAAAGAAGAAGCGGUCUUGCAUUUUUCAGGCAGCACACAAUUAUUUUCCCAGCUAAAUGUGCAAUCUUUAUUUUAUGGAGUUGAAAUGAUUCACGUUACGGUAUGGACUGUUUCCCAUCAGAUUAGUUUUUCAUGCAGAUGCUACAAAAGAGUGUUGAGGCCAAGCAAACCUUGGGUGGAAAAAGGAAAAUAAGACUAAAGUCAUCAUCAUUUCCGAUUUUUUUUUUUUUUUUUUUUUUUUAAUGAGAAAAUAUGAAAUGUAUUUUCUUGUAAUGAUAUGACUUUAUUCUGAAAAUGGUAACCUUUUGCCCUCAUCACUACUUUAUCUUUUGAACGGCACUUUCUUGUAGUACUUUGAAUUUAUUAUUUCUUCAAUAACCAAUUACAACUACGCGACUGUCGUUGCAUAACUUUGACUUGAUUCUCGUCAGAUUGUGAUGAUGCUUGCAAAAUGAUUCCCCUAAGCUACAAAACGACUUUUUUUUUUGUAAUGUUACAACAUUACCCUCAUAGAUCUGCGACUAUAUUGUUGUUAUUCAAUGACAUUUUUCCUCAUACUAUUAUUCUUCGGGGUGGCUUCUCCGAAUCCUUAUUGAGAAGCAGCAUGGUGGGUGUUAUGCAAUGAGUUAAUUACAGUUAUGUGUGAGCCCAUUAAGUUUAAAUUUGUCAUCAUGAAAAUAACUUGAACCAA